Engraulis encrasicolus (European anchovy) is the source of this 1863-nucleotide messenger RNA. RefSeq names its product NIMA related kinase 3 (gene nek3). The transcript has 14 exons. Gene Ontology annotation, biological process: protein phosphorylation. Bases 132 to 1568 code for a protein of 478 amino acids. NCBI's taxonomy places the organism in Eukaryota, Metazoa, Chordata, Actinopteri, Clupeiformes, Engraulidae. Gene Ontology annotation, molecular function: protein kinase activity; ATP binding. The record is from RefSeq and is a predicted model, not a curated record.
AAGAAGCGUGUACUGUGCACCCACGCCACUGCCCUCUGAAAAUGAAAAGUUGAUUCCAGCGAGACCGCCUAUCUGCCCCACCGUCGCAAUUUGGAUGUGCCUCAUGUCCCAUAUCAGUGGGCUUUGUAGGCAUGGAUGGUUACCGAAUCCUUAAAGAGAUCGGAGAGGGAUCCUUCGGUAGAGCCCUCUUAGUUCAACCUAAAGGCGGCGGUGAAUCAACAUGGGUAUUGAAAGAAAUACAACUUCCAAAGGCUCGAAGUGGAGUAGAGCAGUCCAGGAGAGAAGCCGUGCUGCUGUCCAAAAUGAAUCAUCCAAAUAUUGUGGCAUUUAAGGAUUCGUUUGAAGCGGAUGGCCAUCUGUACAUUGCUAUGGAGUUCUGUGGUGGGGGGGACCUGAUGCAGAGGAUUCGGCAGCAGAAGAAUGUGCAUUUCUCAGCGGACAGUAUCCUGAGGUGGUUUGCCCAGAUGUGUUCCGGAGCGCAGCACAUCCAUGACAAACGGGUGCUGCACCGGGACCUCAAGUCCAAGAACAUUUUCCUGACGGACAAUGGAACAGUUAAGCUGGGGGACUUUGGCUCGGCGUGUGUUCUGAGCAGUGCUAAGGGCUAUGCUCAGACAUAUGUUGGCACUCCCUACUACGUAUCUCCUGAGAUCUGGGACAAUAAACCAUACAACAACAAGAGUGACGUCUGGUCGCUGGGCUGUGUGUUGUAUGAGCUCUGCACCCUUCGCCAUCCGUUCCAGGCCAGGAGCUGGAAGAGUUUGAUCCUGAAGGUGUGCAGGGGAUCGUACGAGCCCUUGCCCCGCCACCUGCCCUAUGAGCUGCACUACCUGAUCAAGCACAUGUUCAAGACCAACCCCCGCGACCGGCCCUCCAUGCAGACCAUCCUCACCUCCCACCGCAUCGCACGCCUGCUGCUCAAACACCUGCCUCCACAGGUAGGCAAGCAACCACAGUCAGAGCGGGCACCUCAGGCCGAGCAGGUGCCACAUGCCGUGUCAGAGCGGGCACCACACGCAAAGCGGGCGCAUGGCUGGAGGAGAGAGGAGGGUGAGGCGGUGGCAGAACUGCUGGGCCAGAAAACACUCCUGACCUCCUCAACAGUGGAGGGCGCUUUCGCGGACGCCUCAGAGAGCCUGGAGGGAGAGGCGGGUCCUCGGCGCAGGUGGGCUGCAGUCCCCUCGGAGACCGUCCUGAGAGUCCUCGGGGACGCUGAUGUCAUCUCCACAGAGAGCAUGCCCAUUGGAGGCCUCCAGGAUAGCUCAGAGUCGGAGCAGAAGGGAGAGAGGCGGCGGUGGGCCAGAGAGCCCCCAGAGCGGCUCCUGAGUCUACUGGAGAAGGCCAACCUCUGCAACGCCUCUGACACCUACACCAUUCACAAGAAAGGUGAAGGGCCUGCCCUUGGUCCUCUGUCAGACGGUCAGGAUGAUGCUGUGGACGGGCCUGAGGAUGAGGACAUUAUCGACGACAGCAGGAUGGACCCCAGAUCUGAUGACGAGGACACGGACUUCGAAGAGGAGGCUCAUUUUGACCUGCUGGAUGGACUUGAAGAAAUGACCAAACAUUAGAAUUUUAUUGAACUUUUGUACACUUUUACAGAACUUUUGUACACUUAUUUUAAUAAUUACACUACCAUUGUUUCAUCUUCAAUGUUUAUGUGAUACACAAGGUGCUGUAAUGACUACUUAUUUCAGCAGGGUUAAUGAUUACAUGGUGCGCUAUGAUAUACAUGGCCACAGUACUACUAUUUGUUAGGAGGUGGAACAGGUUGUUUGCUCUGAAUAAAUGAGCAAAAAAGUGUGCGAUAAGCGUCUUUCUUUCUUUCUUGAGGUAUUGAACACUCCCAUGUUUAACAGCACCUAG